Helicoverpa zea (corn earworm) is the source of this 4989-nucleotide messenger RNA. RefSeq lists its product as uncharacterized. NCBI's taxonomy places the organism in Eukaryota, Metazoa, Arthropoda, Insecta, Lepidoptera, Noctuidae. Gene Ontology annotation, molecular function: ATP binding; transcription factor binding. The coding region runs from base 602 to 1912 and encodes 436 amino acids. Gene Ontology annotation, biological process: regulation of DNA-templated transcription. The record is from RefSeq and is a predicted model, not a curated record. The transcript has 5 exons.
ACUGCCUUCUAGCCAGUACGGUAAAAGCUUUGAAGAGACACGGACUGUCACGUAGUGACGUUAAGAUGAACCCGUAACCGAACCCGAGCAUAUCGAAUAAUUGACGACGUGAUCUGUUACGAUUGCAGUAAUAACUGUCCAUUCCAAUCAUAUUAAAGUGCCUUAAGUGAUUAGAUUAAUCGAUUAAAUACGUAAAAUAUAACAAAGUUUGACAAACUUCAAAACGGCGAGUAUUGUUUUCAAAACAUAUGAUUAGCGACAUGUCACCAAAGGAGUUGUGACUGAAACAGGGAGCGUUGACAAUUAAAUUGUGAGUGCGUGUGUUGGAUACGGCCCAGUGAAUCGCCGGGCCCAUCUCGUGUGUCUUCAGUGUUAAGUUACAGCUCGCGGUAUCAUUUCUAUUGAGGAGCAAGUGACUGAUGGAGAAUUAUUGUGCUUGUAUAAGGAAGGUGGCUGUGAAGAGCGGGCGUCAUGCUGGCCCGCCAGCUUGUGUCUAGUGUUCGCAGACUCCGGCAAAACGGCGGCUACGGAGACAGCCCCGGUACUCGCACCACAGACGGGCGGUGCAGACAGCGCCAGCGGCGGCUCAGGUGGUUCGGGCAUGGAGUGCCUGCAACUGCGCUCGCCGCCCGGACCCUUCCACUACCUCAUCUCGGAGCAGGCUAAGUCCCUCGUCGCUUUACAGGAACUCCAGAAUGAAGUCGGUGCUUUACUUGAGUUUCGCGACCUCGUCAUCGAGACAUUCCCAAACCUGCGCUCCAAAAUGGCGCCUUCGACGCCUGCGAGUGGCACACGUCGCGACUGGGAGCCGGGGGUGCGCGUGCGCCGCAAGCUGGCAGCCGGCGCCGGCGACGCCACCCGCGCCAAGCCGCAGCCCUCCGUGCAGGACUCCGGCUUCAGCACCGAGACCUCCUGCGGGAAAGACGCGCAUUCCUCCUCGGCCUCCGCCUCUGCCUCCGCCACACGAUCUCGCCCACUCGAAGACGAGCUGUGGGCGUUGCUCGAUGUCAUCCAGAGAAAAGGAAUGCGGUUACGGGACGAAGCAGAACAGCUGCGCGGGGAACUCGACGAACGACAACCCGCCGAAACCGUGGAGGAGUCGUUCGCGCGGGCGCUCAAUGACACCCCGUGCGCCGACUGCGCCGACACGGGCCGCCUGCGCGCCGAGCGGGACGCGCUGCUGCUGCGCGCGGCGCAGCUGGAGGCGGCGGCGGCGGCCAGCCCGCCCGCGCCCGCGCCCGCCACGCCGCUGGGCCGCCUGGACUCGGCGCUGGAGACGCCCUCGCGCCCGCCGCGCGUCGCCACGCCUGACUCCAAGAAGUUCGCGGCGAUUCUCCUCGAGAGCAAUCCUGUCGAACUUCAGAGGCAGUUGCUCACGUCUACCGUUCAAAAUCAGGUAUUGAGCGAACGCCUGAGACGCGCGGCCGCGCAGCGCUCACUGUUGUUGGAAAGAUUGGAGCGUGCGCAAGAUUUCAACGAAGACCUCAAAUUCAGAUUGGAGGAAAAGAGUAUCGAGCUAGAGGGAGCGCGCGCCCGCGUGCGGCAGCUGGAGCGCGCGCACAGCCCGCGUGAGGCGGACACACGUGAGGCCGACACACGCUCCGCCGGCACGCGCUCUGCCUCGCCCGCGCACGCGCACUCCAGCAUGCGCGACAUGGAGCCGCUGUGCAUGCCGGACGACGACUCGCGCCUGGCCGACACGCCGCGGCGCCGGCCGAGCCGCAUCCCGCUGCACACGCGCGGGCCGGCGCGGCCGCCGUCGGCGCACUCGGUGCGGUCGGGCCGCUCGGCGGCGUCGGGCCGCUCGGGGCCGCGGGCGGCGCCGCGACGCUCGCCGGCCGCGCCGGACCCGAAGGUGCGAGCUCGCUCGUUCUGGAACGUGGCGUGGUUCUUUAAAGAUUCCGGCUCGUAACGUGAGUGCCCGCGCUCGGCGGACUGACGGCUCGUGUUGCCGCGUCUCGCAUGCCAUUAUGUCGAUCGUAAGUUUUGUUUCCCCGCGGUUUCGUUUCGCUUCGGUUACUUUCUAGUUUUGAUUUAGUUUUACGUAGAGCGAGUCGGUCCGUAGUGUAGGCGAGCAUGUGCUAACGAUUGUGUGUCCUCGUCACUAACUACGACGGUUCGGGUGGCGUCAACAUCUCUUCUGCAGUACUGAAAUUGAUGUUUUCUUAUUGCUUCAAAUUUUAAUUAGCUCUGUGACUGUUUUUAUUUUAUAAAUUAUCAUGGAUCAGUAUUUGAAUGGAUUUUCAUGUCACCAGCUCACAUUAUUGUUAUAAUAUAUGAAUUGACACAUUUUGUUUGUAAAAGAUGUCGUACUCAGAGUUCAGUGAGUAUUUAUUAUUUACAUCGUAAUUUUAAGCAUUAACUCACCAUUCCUUCGUGCGACACCUUUCAAUGGCGUGGGAUUUUACAUACCAACAAUAUCAAACUAUAAACCUUAACUUAUAUAAAAACCAUUAUUAAACAUACAUUUUCGAGUGUUAUUUAUUCAGUGCACAUUUUAACUUUUUUGUGAUAUCUUCUGGACUCUGAAGACUGGUAUGGUAAGUGCAAGAUAAAUACAUUUUUAUAAAUUGUAUCAUUAUUUUAGCCACUACUCACUGUACGACACAUUAUAUGUUAGUUUUGUGUAUUAAUUUUGUUAUUUAUGAUUUUGUAUUUUUUAUUUAUAUGUUUGUAUUGACAUAGUGGCAUAAUGGCACAAACAAUUGGCUAAUCACAAGGCAAAUACCGAAAGCUCUCACAAAGCCUUUAUAACUCUUGGUAAUUGGUUUGGUAACUAAUAGAAUAAUAAGUUAUGCACAGAUAAACUCAUACAAUAAUAUCCGGUAGUUCAUGUUUAAUUGACACGGUGGAGUCGUAGCAAUAGAUCACAAACUGCUAAACGUUUGUACUUGAAUUCGUUUCACAAAGUUGCCACUAGCCAUCCUUACGAGCCGUUUUUCAUUUUCAAAUCCAACAAUGAUAAAAUAUGAAAUAGAAACAAAAAAUGAAUUAGUUUGUCGUUUUCGCUGAGGGGAUGGCUAGUGAUGGGUCGCGGGCACUUCGCGGAUGCGGUCACUCGUAGCGGUCGCGGUACACCUCACGGUGUACGUAACAAGGGUUGGGCAUGUCGACAGAGAGACGACGAGCCCGAGUGGCGCUCGGCCGCGCUGGCGGCGGAGUACGUCGCGCGGACCGACCGCCUCGCGCCGCUGUUCCCGCGCGCGCGCCCGCUGCCGGCGCACCUGCCCGCCUACCCGCCGCACCUGCCCGCCUACCCGCCGCACCUGCCCGCCUACCCGCCGCACGUGCCCGACUACCCGCCGCGCCUGCCCGACUACCCGCCGCCCGCCGCCCCGCACCCGCCGCACCCCGACCUCGCCUCCGAGCUGCAGCGCUCGCUGCUCUACGCGCCGCAGGACCACCACCUCUGGAACGGUAAGCCGCAGCAGUACUUCGAAAGCAUGCACUACGGCGAGCGCCCGCCCCACGACGCAGACUACGACAGCGACUCGCUGCAGCCCUGAGCCACCUCAGAGGGCGUAGUGCUACUCCACAAGUUCAACGUUCCCGAUACGCAUCGUCACGCCAAUUAAUCAUGUAGCAUUUAAUUUUGAAAACGUUUGUUUCAUUCGAGCUGUCAUUAGCUUAGUCGUUUUAUAAACGCAGUCACUCACGAGAUAGUCAACGUUAUAAUCCGACAAAAUGGAAUCACAUGAUGUACAUACAAAUCUAUUUAACUGAGUGAUGACAGCGUAUCGAUAACGUUAACUAGUGAAACUCACACUGAGCCCUCUGCUCUGCUUGCACUCUCAUGUGCGGUCGCAAUCAUUCCAUUCUUAAAGAGUGGUCAUGUCUCGAGUGAUCUGUGAUAAAUAUGUCACCGUUUUGAAUGUUAACUUUUUGGAAUCAUCUGUUCGUAUUACACGACCCCUCGAUGGGGCAUUGAGUUUAUUUAUUUUCUUCAUUUUAUAAAAACCCGUUUUAAAUCUUAUAUGUAAGUGUUAUACCUACAUCAUUAAAAUUUGAAUAAAUUUUCCAUUCUAUUAAUACUUAUAUAAUUUUAUUCACGGCUUCCGUCUUUACUGUUACUGAGCCGAAUAGACAAUGUUUUGAUUCAUGAAAUGAUAAAUAUAAAUAUGUACUCACUAGAAAUCUUAAAUGGGUUGAUUUUAUAAGAAUUUAUUAUAAUUUGUUCCAUUUGUCUUGAAAGUAUUACAUGAAUUGAUGAAAUCUACAAAUAAUGGUAGCUACUUUAACAUAAGUAUUUUCAUUCCUAAACCUGUAAGGACAGACUGUAAUUAUUUAAUGUAAAUUGAGUGAGAGCUUGGAACGACUGUUAGUAAGGCUGUGAAACACUGAAGUGUGCUUGAACUUGUUUCUGAUGUAAUCGAUGAAAUCAGAAGUAAUAAAAUAUAGUGCUUAGUUAACGUGUGUUGCGGUUCUAGACAUACUAUUGUUGUUAAAACUAUUCCAAUCGUCCAGUGGUGUACGUCCUAUGAGACAACGCGUGACUGCCUUUGAGUUAUAAGAUUACGAUGUUAAUUCCUUUUACUAGUGUACAUUUCAUAACGGCGGACUUAACAAAUAGUAGGAGACUGAUUUUGUAUAAAUAACAAAUUAGAAAUGCUUUACCAAUGUAGGAAAUCUCCAUUCAAAUGACCGUUAUUUGGUAAUUCCUUCUCUGUUUUAAGAAUAAUGUAUAAUAAUGUACUACCAAUUAAGCUCUUAAAGAUUUAAACUUAUAAUAAUAUACCAAUUCUAUAAUGUAAAUGGCUGUAUUUUAUGUAAUUAAGAAUAAAUGUCUAGAUUAGUUAUUAUGUCGACUGUUAAUUGUACAGCAUUCGAUUAUACUAUUAGAAUUUGUAAAUUAUUAAGCCAUUACCUACCUAUUAUUAAGAUACUCAUAAAUCUAUCUAGUUAGCUUGAAUCUAGUUGAUGACUUAUUAUGUAAAGUGUACAGAAAUCAUAUCAUUAUAUACAGAUCGUAAAUAAAAUUGUUCAUAUCAA